Durusdinium trenchii is the source of this 2696-nucleotide messenger RNA. NCBI's taxonomy places the organism in Eukaryota, Dinophyceae, Suessiales, Symbiodiniaceae. The record is from the annotation of a GenBank genome assembly.
CCCAUCAUAUUGACAUCCCGAUCGUUGCAGAAGCUGAGCCAAUGGAAACACCAACUGGAAGUGCUGUGCGUCAGCGGGGGUUGCAUCUCAUCGGCUUCCCAAACCACAAGCACCCUGCAUGUGCAAGCAGGUACCACUGUGGCAGCUCUCAAAUGCGCAAGCUGCAGACGUUAGCUCUCAUCACACCUCAGUUGGCGGUCGUAGCAAAGCUCCAACAGAUCACUCGAAGCUGGUGCCGGAGGAAGCAGAUGGCAUUGGUCCAUGUGCCGUAUGUGCUUCAUUCAACAAGGCCUUCACAAGAUGUGGAUGUGCUCCAAGAUUUGGAUCCACGUUUAGCCCAAAUGGACGACGAUCCUCGGCGCCACAAAGAUGCACAGCUUGGCAAGGCUCAAAGGGCAGCCUUGGGAGAGCGUGGCUUGGCCGGCCGAAACAGCUCGUCAUUCAACCCUGAAUCCACACUUGUCCGCCCGGCAAUGAGAGUCAUUGUUGGCUCACCAAAGCGAAAAACAUUUGGAAAGCCUUUAAGCCACGAUGACGUUGUAAUGGUUCCUGACUUUUUUUGUGAGGAGGAUGAUUGGACAGUGUACUAUGACCUGAUCCGAGAGAUGCGUAUGUUGCAAUCAAAGAAUGUCCGCAACUCUCAUUGGAAGUCAUGGCAUGAGGGAGCUCACUUGUUGAGCCCCAAUCCUGUGAGAUGUGAAACAUAUCAGCAGAUUCUAAGUCGCAUGUCCCAGUACUUCUGCGUGGAGAUGGCUGCGGGUGGGGCCCGUUUCAACUGGUACCGAGAUGGGAGCGAUUGGAAACCUUUUCAUCAUGACUCGGCAGCCUUCAACGUUUCCAGAGCACGAAAGCAGAACUGUACAGUUGGGAUUUCCUUCGGCGCAUCUCGUGAAUUGGCCUUUAAACAUGCUUUGAGCGGAGAGCUAGUCUAUUUCCCGCAAACCAAUGGAACGCUUUUCUAUUUUGGAAGGGAUGUGAACAUCCGAUGGCAGCAUGGCAUUAAUGCCCUUGCAAGACAUCAUCAAGAUGGAAAGGGACGGAUCUCCAUCAUCCUGUGGGGCAGGGUACCAGCGACGCACGAGCCGCAUUCUCCAGCUAUGCUGACUGACCAAGAUCGGCAAGGAAGCUUCAGUAUUAGCAGGAAACCAUGUCGAGAUUUUCUCCGCGGCAAUUGCAAAUACGGGGCUCAAUGCAGAUUUGCUCACGUAUCAGCUGCUGGAGAGGAAAGAAAGGCCUUGAAUGCCUUGAAGGCAGAAUUUGUGAUUGGCCGUGACAGCGCAGGACGGGGUGACAGUGGCGUCAGUCCUGGCCUUGGAGGGGUGAAAGAUGGUGAAAGGGUGGAUGAGGGUGGUUUGGCUGACCAAUGGAAUGCCUUGCAUUCCAGCAAAAUUGCUCCUGGAGUGGAAGUCCGGGCCAUCAAUGGCAGCUGGAACCCGAUACGUAUGCUGGAGGAGCUACAAGAAGCAAAGACUUUGAAACUGGAUCUUUGGAAGCCGAGAAUGAGAAAGGAAGUCAAAGUGCUUCCUCGGAAUGUUCUUGGUGCAGAGCCAGUUCUGUUGCUACAACAGCGCAUUGAUGUGGAAGAGAAAAGACGAGAGGAGGCCAUCGAGCAAUUGACCUCCUUCAUGACAGAAGCCAUCACCACAGUUUCCAACCGCAUGGAAGAAUUGGCGCUGACCCAUUUGAAGAGCCAGCAGCAGCAAGACUCAGCUAUGCAGGGUUUGACCCAAAGACUGAUUGAGGUGCAAGAGUCUGACAAUGCGCAGAUCCACCAGUUAAAGCAGCUGGACGAGAUCCAAAGCGGCGCUACACAGCAGAUCUCUCGCAUUGAAGCCAAACAUCAAGAACUCUUUCAUGGACUCAAUGAAUUGUCUUCUGAAACAAAAACCUGUAUUGGCCAGCUGAAUGAGGCUGUCCGCGGCAUUCUUGAAGAUGCUGGUGCUCUCGAGCGCUUGCGCAAGAGAGCCUCCCAAAGUCUUCAACGGGAGGAUGACCAAGACACAUUGGCUGACACAAUUAAGACAGAUUCGGACAGAACAGUGUUGCCUGCUGGCAGUCUGGAGAGGCAGGAUAGCCAAAAAACACAAAGUUUAGCUGGCUUAGCUUCCUUCGAGCCCCCCAUCAUCAGUGCUGGUGGAGCAUCGGGGCAGUGGCAGACUCGGACAGGCACUUCCCCUGCUCUUCCCGUGAGACCUGUGCAGCCAGUCUCCCCUGUCAUGGUGGAAAGACCACAGGUGACUGGAUCCAUCAUCACACCCAGAAAACCUGAGGUAUAUGCAAGAGCCACUAGAUGUGCAAAUUUGGAGAGAGCCACUGGUGCUGCAGAAGCGGGGUGCCAGAUGUUCUCUCCCCGAAAGAUGCCUCAAGUACCUCCACUCAACUGGCCCAGCCAACCGUUGAUGCAUUCACCUAUGCCUUCUCCACGGUUCACCUCACCAGUGAGGUCUCCCCGUAUCGCUGCCAUUAGGACCUUAAGUCCGCAGCCAAUGCAAACAUGGCAGAUGCGAGCUUCAGUGCCAGCCAAGCCUGGCAAGACGGCAAACUCAAAGCAGGAAGCGUUGCAAGCGUUGCAAACUGCAGACUCCCAGUCUCGAGUUGACAACUCGAGGAUUCUCACGCCACGAGUUGACAACUCCCUUCCUGCCACUGAGCGGGCUCGCCGAGUGACUUCACCAACUCGGAACGAGGCGAAGUGA